CAUUCAUAUCACAAAUAUUAACAUUACAAAACAACCCAAAUUAUUAACAACAACAAACAACAUGCCAGGACAAAAUAACAAAGCGCCUGUAAUCGGUAUCGAUCUUGGUACCACAUACUCAUGUGUCGGUGUAUUUCAGCACGGAAAGGUAGAGAUCAUCUCCAACGACCAAGGUAACCGUACAACGCCCUCGUACGUUGCUUUCACGGACUCCGAGCGACUUUUGGGAGACGCCGCGAAGAACCAGGUAGCGCUUAACCCUAAUAACACGGUGUUCGAUGCCAAACGAUUAAUUGGCCGACAGUUCAAUGACAACGAAGUACAGGAAGAUCUAAAGCACUUCUCAUUCAAAGUUGUGGAGAAGAACAAGAAGCCAGCGAUCAAGGUAGAGUAUAUGGCUGAAGAGAAGACAUUUCUGCCUGAAGAGAUAUCCUCAAUGGUGCUGACAAAGAUGAAGGAAACGGCUGAGGCCUACUUGGGAACCAAAGUGACCGACGCCGUGAUCACUGUGCCUGCAUAUUUCAAUGAUUCUCAAAGGCAAAGUACAAAGGAUGCUGGGGCUAUCGCAGGUCUGAACGUGCUACGUAUCAUCAACGAGCCAACGGCUGCUGCGAUUGCCUACGGAUUGGACAAGAAGGCCGCCAAUGAGGGGGAGAAGAAAAUCCUAAUUUUCGACCUUGGAGGAGGUACCUUCGAUGUAAGUAUACUCACCAUAGAUGACGGUGUGUUCGAAGUCAAAUCUACUGCUGGUGACACACAUUUGGGAGGUGAAGAUUUCGACAACAGAUUGGUAGCUCAUUUCGCCAAGGAGUUCCAACGCAAGACCAAGAAGAAUCUAACUAAAAACGCGCGAGCCAUGCGUAGGUUGAGAACGGCGUGCGAGAAGGCUAAACGUACGCUAUCGUCGUCCGCACAGGCCAAUGUUGAGAUCGACUCUCUUUUCGAGGGCGCUGAUUUCUAUACAACCAUCACACGCGCACGUUUCGAGGAGAUGUGUGUAGACUUGUUUAGAGGCACACUGGAACCAGUUGAAAAGGCAUUGCGAGAUGCAAAGUUUGACAAGUCAAGUAUCGAUGAAAUCGUACUGGUUGGCGGUUCCACCCGUAUUCCAAAGAUUCAGAAACUCUUGUCUGAUUACUUCAACGGCAAAGAGCUGAACAAGAGCAUCAACGUGGAUGAGGCCGUAGCCUAUGGAGCGGCUGUCCAAGGAGCCAUUCUGAGAGGCGACACAGACAGCGCCGUCAGCGAUCUGCUACUACUGGACGUGGCACCCCUAUCUAUGGGUAUCGAGACUGCCGGUGGAGUGAUGACUUCCUUAAUCAAGCGCAACACCACCAUCCCCACGAAGCAGACACAGACCUUUUCCACAUACGCUGACAAUCAGCCAGCGGUGUCUAUUCAGGUUUACGAGGGUGAACGAGCCAUGACUAAGGACAACCACAAGCUGGGUGCCUUUGACCUAACCGGUAUUGCCCCUGCUCCCAGAGGAACACCCCAGAUUGAGGUCACCUUUGAUAUCGAUGCCAAUGGUAUCCUCAAUGUGUCUGCCCAAGACAAGGCUUCUGGUAAGUCCGAGAAAAUCACAGUGACAAACGAUGCGGGCCGCCUGAACCAGAUUGAUAUCGAUAAAAUGCUUGCGGAUGCCGAGAAGUAUGCCGCUCAGGAUGAAACGCAGCGACAGAAGGUCACCGCUAAGAACGAUCUAGAAGGAUAUGCGUACCAGGUCAAGAACUCUGUGGAGAAUGAUCUCAAGGGAAAGAUCUCCGACAGCGACCGUGAGAGUGUGAUCAAGAAGGCGGACGAGGUCAUCAGCUGGCUGGAUAAUAAUCAGACAGCUGAGAAGGACGAGUUCGAGCAUCAGAAGAAGGAGUUGGAGGCUGUGGUGAACCCCAUUAUGACUAAUGCAUACAAGCCGGCCGGUGGUGACGGCGCUGGUGGUAUGCCUGGGGGUAUGCCUGGAAACCCCGCUUCUGAGCCUACUGUGGAGGAAGUCGACUAAAUGAACACCAGACUAAAAAUUGUCGUCACUCUUAUUAGUAAAAUUGUAGAAGAAAUAUAAAGUAGUUAAAAAGAAUAUUGAAUCUAAAAUUACGUCUCUGAGUUGCUGUUUGGGUAUUGUUCAUCAUAGUAUCAUAGUAUCAAUCUUUCAUAGAGUUGGUCGUGUAUGAGUAUUCGUCAAUCCAUUCGGUAUUGCAACCAGUUCAGUUCAUCAUAGGAUAAUAUACAAAAAAUUAAAGCAAACACAUGCGAGUUGGGA
Molecule: messenger RNA, 2257 nt
Organism: Sphaeroforma arctica JP610
Lineage: Eukaryota; Ichthyosporea; Ichthyophonida
Product: hsp70-like protein
Exons: 1
Coding region: 62-1999 (645 amino acids)
Biological process (GO): protein refolding; cellular response to unfolded protein
Cellular component (GO): cytoplasm
Molecular function (GO): ATP binding; ATP hydrolysis activity; ATP-dependent protein folding chaperone
Source: RefSeq, a predicted model, not a curated record